Euleptes europaea (tarantolino) is the source of this 3683-nucleotide messenger RNA. It is a transcript of the gene ARHGEF2, whose product is annotated as Rho/Rac guanine nucleotide exchange factor 2. Gene Ontology annotation, cellular component: ruffle membrane; cytoskeleton. The record is from RefSeq and is a predicted model, not a curated record. Gene Ontology annotation, molecular function: guanyl-nucleotide exchange factor activity; microtubule binding. The transcript is spliced from 26 exons. Bases 1 to 3663 code for a protein of 1220 amino acids. Gene Ontology annotation, biological process: actin filament organization; positive regulation of neuron differentiation; regulation of Rho protein signal transduction. Lineage: Eukaryota; Metazoa; Chordata; Lepidosauria; Squamata; Sphaerodactylidae.
AUGAACGGCUCGGCCUCUGAGCUCUUCCUGAGCCCAUAUGAUGGCACUCCCCAUCCUCCACUGGUCCAGAAACACCGCUGCUUGUCAGCCGUAGAACCAUGCUCUUCUACUGUUGAAGAGUGGGAGACCGCAGAUGCAGAAGAAGAAGAUGACUGCCAAUUCCUAAAUGUGCAGAUGCGCAGGUUGGGUAACCUGAGGAGUUCUGCGCAUGCCUGUGACUCCUUCCGAAGGCACAGCUGGGAGCCUGGGAAAGUGCUUGACGAACCAGAUUUUGAUCAGCGGAGCUUCCAUUCCAGUGUGAGUCUGAAAGGAUUAGCCCCCGGCGAGAUUGACUCCUCCUCUACGGGGCAGAUGGACAGGCACGCUCAGGGCAGAAAGGACCCCCGCCGAAUCCCCAUCAUCCGGAGCAAUGAUGAGAUGGAGUCUCUUCUCUCCCAGGAUGAAGAGGAUGAUGACCUGGAAGUGGCUCAGGAACAUUCCAAGAGGAUGCAAGCUUAUCGGGCAUCCCCAGGGUCCGUCUGUACUUCUCUGUCCAAGUCAGUUUCCAUGAGUGUCAUCGACAGCUACCCAGAUGCAGAUGAAAUCUCCCUUUAUACUGAUGCAGUGAGCCUAGCCAAUGGUUUUAUCACCGGGAGCUGCGGGCAGCUGGACACCACGACGGGGGAGGCCGAGGACAAGGCGCACCCGCACAGGGAGGGGACCACCCUGGGGAGGACCCUUAGCUUCUUUAAAAAGAUGGCUGGGAAAUCAAAGAACAAAGAGAAAGAAAGGAUGAAGGAGAAAGAAAAAGAUGCCCGCUACACCAAUGGGCACCUCUUCAAUUCCAUCACAGUUUCGGGCAUGACCAUGUGUUUCGCUUGUAACAAGAGCAUUACAGCCAAAGAGGCAUUGAGUUGUCCCACCUGCAAUGUCACCAUCCACAACCGCUGUAAGGAUACCUUACCAAACUGUACCAAAGUCAAGCAGAAGCAGCAAAAGGCAGCCUUGCUCAAGAACAAUACAGCAUUGCAGUCGGUGUCCCUGAGGAACAAAACAACCAUUAGGGAGCGCCCCAGUUCUGCCAUAUACCCCUCAGAGAGCUUCCGCCAGACCCUGCUGGGAUCCCGCCGGGGACGUCCCAGUUUGUCCCUUUCCAAAAGUGUCUCUACCACCAACAUUGCAGGGACUUUCAACGAUGACUCUCCCUUGGGCAUCAGGAGAAUCCUGUCCCAGUCCACUGAUUCCUUGAACAUGCGCAACCGAACACUCUCGGUAGAAUCGCUCAUUGAUGAAGGGGCCGAAGUAAUCUACAACCAGCUGAUGAGUGAUUUUGAGAUGGGCGAGAAGGACUUUGAGGCUGAUUCCUGGAGCCUGGCGGUGGACAAUAACUUCCUUCAGCAGCACAAGAAGGAGGUCAUGAAACGGCAAGAUGUCAUCUAUGAGUUGAUUCAGACAGAGCUCCACCACGUGCAGACGUUGAAGAUCAUGACCAACCUCUUCCGGAAGGGGAUGUUGGAAGACCUCCAGAUGGACCCAGCUGUGGUGCAGAGCAUGUUCCCCUGCGUGGACGAGCUCAGUGAGAUCCACGACCGCUUCCUCGUGCAGCUCCUAGAGCGCCGCAAGGAGUCUCUGGCCACCGACAGCAACAAGAACUUCGUCAUCAGCCGGCUGGGAGACAUCCUUUUGCAGCAGUUUUCAGGCACCAGUGCCGAGCAAAUGAAGAAGGCCUACUCAGAAUUCUGUAGCCGCCACAGCAAGGCUGUGAAGCUUUACAAAGAGCUCUUCACCCGGGACAAGAGAUUCCAGCAGUUCAUCCGAAGGCUGACGCGGUCAACGGUGUUACGCCGUCAUGGUGUGCAGGAGUGCAUCCUUCUGGUCACCCAGCGCAUCACUAAAUACCCUGGGCUUAUUGACCGAAUCCUGCAGAACUCCAAAGGUAAUGAAGCAGAUCAGCGGGACCUGAGCACAGCCCUGAUGCUGGUCAAGGAACUGCUUUCCACGAUUGAUCAGGAGGUGCACGAUUAUGAGAAGAAUGCUCGGCUGCAGGAGAUCUAUGGGCGAAUAGACGGGCGUGCUAAGGCCAUCCUGGCCUGGGAGCGGGGUUCUUUCUGCAGUGAGGAGCUGCUGCGGCGAAAGCUGGUACAUGAUGGCUCCAUGCUCUGGAAGACGGCUGCCGGGCGCUUUAAAGAUGUCCUGGUUGUCCUGAUGACGGACGUUCUCAUCUUCCUGCAGGAGAAGGAUCAAAAAUACACCUUCCCCACCCUGGACAAGCCAGCUGUGAUCUCGCUCCAAAACCUGAUUGUCCGAGAUAUCGCCAACCAGGAGAAGGGCAUGUUCCUCAUCAGCGCCACCCCGCCGGAGAUGUACGAGGUGCACACCGCCUCCCGUGAGGACCGCAACACCUGGAUGAAGCUCAUCCAGCAGACCGUCAGGCUAUGCCCUGACCGGGCCGAUUUUCCACUCAUUGAGACAGAGAAUGAAGCUUCUCUCCGGAAGAUGAAAGAUAAGAUUCAGCAACGGGACCGGGAAAUCACAGAACUCCUGGAGGACAAAGUGGGGCUCUUUGCUGAUAUCCUGGCCCUUCAGAGUUGUAGUGUGUACAGCCCCCUACCCUGCGUGAAUUCCCGCACUCUUUUCCGCAGUGACUCAUCGGACACCCCCCAUGGCGAGAAGCUGAUCCAGGAGGCCAUCAAAGAAGUGGAGUUUCUGAAGGAUUUGUUCGUGGGACCAGGCUGGGAUCGAGACCAAAACCACAUCCACAAUCCGAAUGGCUGUUCAAGCCCAAACCCCAAUAACACCACAAAUGGGGAAACUGGAAGCAUUAACGGCUCCCUUGAAUUCAACAGGGUUGAAUCCGAAUCAAACCAACGUGACGGGAAUGGAAACCAGCUACAACAGAAAGUACCACAGGAGGAGGUGCUGCAACGGCUCAGGACUCUUUAUUCUCUGCUUCACGGCUUGCAGGCAGUGGUGGCACAUCAGGAUACCCUUCUGGAGCUGCAGGAAGCAGGCGAGCGGCGGGAGAGACUGAUCCGCACCAAUUCGCGCAAGGAAGCCUCCGCGUCCACAGCAGACAAGCAGGCCACCGACUUCUCGCUGCUACAAAAGCAGCAUGCGCUGCUGCAAGAGGAGCUGAGCCGCUGCCGGCAGCUCUGCCAGGAGAAGACGCAGGAGGCCACAGCUCUGGAGGCGAGGCUGCGGGAGAGCGAGCAGGAGAGAGCACGACUGGAGCGGGAGAUGGAGGAGACCCGCAAGCAAGCAGUGGCCCUGCGGCAGCCUGGGGCGAUCGUGGAAGCCAUAUGGGCGCGGAAGGGGGCAGAGCCCCGGAGACGCAGCCUGCCCGCUGGCGAUGCUCUGUACCAAAACUUCACUCCACCUCAGCAGAGCCGAGGAGGUGACCCUCUGUCCCCCAGCUGCCUCUCGUUCCAGCGGACCUUUGUCAAUUGCCAACGGGACGAGAUUGCCUACCAUGGCAUGCCCAGUCGGCUCCAGGAGGGUGACCAAGAUUUGGAAGUGGUGUCAGAGGAGGAAGGCGUAGAAAUCCAGCAUACUCCUCCUUCCAGCCCUCGAGAUUUCCUGAAGAUGCAGGAGAUAUCCGAUUUUCCGAAGAUGCAGGACAUUCCAGAGGAGGUUGAAAGCAGCCAGGAGCUGAAUGUUGGAGACAACAGCACUUCGUAUAGUUAGAUGUGGGUGACGGGCGGGAU